AUGGAACACAUUCAGAAAGUAACAGACCCAUCCUCAGCCAAUGCCAUCAACGCCUGUCUUGCGUGUCGGGAAAAAAAGCGCAAAUGCGACAAACGACUUCCGGCUUGCGCGCGCUGCAUCAGCCUGAAACGAUCUUGCAACUACAAUUGGAGUAGCCCAGGACAGCGCGGUGAUAAUGAUAGCGCACCAAUGAGGCUUUUGACAUGGAUUCUGCAGUGGGGAAUGGACCACCCCGGCACACACUCUCUGGAGAUCGAUGAACUCUACGUGAACCUGGUUUUUGAGAAACUAAACGAACAGGCCAUUUCAUUGGAUCGUCUUUUGGCAGAGUACUUUGGCAAUAUCCAUCCUUGGCUACCAGUUGUUUUGGAAAAAUCACUCCAUAAACAGGUGGCACAGCUGGACCAUACUCCUUGUGCAGAGACCGCCCUCUUGAUUCUCGCUAUAGUUCUAGUGAUGCACAGGGGCACGCAGGAUGUCCCACAAACUCAAUUCUAUAACCUCUUCAGAGGUCUCUUCUCUUUCCUUCAACUCAGACGUGGGCCCUCCUUGCCACUCAUACAGAGCGGACUGUUACUCGUGCUACACGAGGUCGGGAAUUCUGAUUCAGGUGCUGCAUCUCUAAGCAUCGCAAACAUUGCACGGCUAGGAUACGCGUUGAGAUUGAAUAUUGACGAUUUGAGCGAAUACAGUAACCGGCUAGCUUGGGUGGAAGGCGAAGAGCGGCGGAGAGUUUGGGCGGGAUUAUACCUGCUGGAUCGUAUUGUAUAUCAGGUAGAUGCCGGCUUCAAAGCCCCUCAUGCGGUUACAGACCUAUCAGACCAAUUCCGGCUGCCAGUGGAUGAUCUCACCCUAGAGCAAUUCCUAGACGGGGUGCUUCAGUGUAUACCUCAGUUCCCAAUAUCUGCCCCGGUUGAGAUUCCACUUUGUUACUUUGCCCGGGAAAUUCAGUCAGCUCGCCUCUUGGGCCAUGUGCAGAACUUUCAAAAAUCGUAUGAUGCGGAGUCUCUCCUAGAGAAGUUCACAGCGCUUGAUACUGCGCUUAUGCAAUUUGCUGAACAGCUGUUUGAGCAGACUCCUCGUGGAUGGGCUGUCCUGUGUGGAGCUAAUGCGACGACACUAAUAGCUGCAUUAAUCCUUCACCGAGUCCGGAUUGAUCAUAGUGCCCAAGUUGCCUGUUCGGACCCAUCCUAUUCCACAAGACCUUCACUUCUGGCACUGUCAUCUUUUAUCCACAUGGUCCGUGAUAUAUGUUGUAAAUUCAACUCGCUGGGCAAAGAGGACAAGAUUGAUUGGGUGCCAUUGCCCGCGGUAAUAUGUGUUGGGGAGGCCAUUUUGGCAGCAACUCACCUGAAGAAGAUUGUUGGAGGCGAAUUUAAACUCGAUGAUAGACCGCUGCGCCAGACAUUGAUCUAUGCUAGGAAGCAUUGGAGGCUCUGUGAGUGUUAUCUCAGACGCAUGGAUUGA
Molecule: messenger RNA, 1467 nt
Organism: Aspergillus nidulans FGSC A4
Lineage: Eukaryota; Fungi; Ascomycota; Eurotiomycetes; Eurotiales; Aspergillaceae
Exons: 5
Coding region: 1-1467 (488 amino acids)
Biological process (GO): regulation of transcription by RNA polymerase II; DNA-templated transcription; regulation of DNA-templated transcription
Cellular component (GO): nucleus
Molecular function (GO): zinc ion binding; DNA binding; DNA-binding transcription factor activity, RNA polymerase II-specific
Source: RefSeq, a predicted model, not a curated record